AUGGCUCUUGUUUCCAUGACAACGGGUCAAGGUCAACAAGGGAUGUCCCCGUGUCAAAAUAACUUUGUUCAAAACCUCAACACCUGUGUUCAAAAUAGUCAGAUGGACUUUAAUAACUUUUUAUACUUGUUGACAAACGGGACAAACGGACAAGCGCCCGACAGUCCCGACACGUUCAGACAAGAUGCUUGUAGCAAGCAGGAGGCGUUGCUUCAUUGCGGUGUGGAGUUCAUGAGGACAUUGAUCAACUCUACGAUGUGUGCCCCGAGCCAAACACAACAGGAUCAGAGACGCCUCAUCAACAGACCGUUCUGUUCCCUCUUCGGAUCUCUGGACGCGAUGUGCGCACACCCAUGUCGCCGAACUCUCACGGAGGAUCUACGUCAGUGUUAUGUUGACGCCAACCUUGACCCCACCCUCUUCCUCUCCAACUCCACCAUUGGCCGCGGCGCCAUCAUCGGGACCACAGCGGAUCAGGCUGACACUAAUUGUAAGAACAAAGACUCUCUCUUGACAUGCAUGAAACAAAAGAGAGACGAUUGUCCUGAAUCUCCCAUGAUUCUCCGCGCCAUCGGCCUUGACAUUGAAUCUAUGGACAAAGGUGUUGGAGUACUGUGCGCUCACCCUGACGUGUACCUCAACGGCAUCGACUGUUUCGCCGAGCCCACAGACGCUGUUGUGUCGUGUCAGCAGACAAUGAACCAGAAGACCAUGGAGUUGAUGAUGACGGCAGAACAACAGAACCUCAAAGAGGACCAGUUCUUCAACAGAUUCUGUGACGUCCGUCUGGAGCACGUCAGCUGUGAUCUGGAUGCCUGGAGCAAAAAGAACCACAAGUCUUGUGCGGAUGCCGUCAUUGGUUUGAGGACAGAGUUGGAGUGUGGUCUUCUUCCAGACAACUGUGGUACAACUCAUAAACAGACCAUUUUCAAGGUCUGUCACCAUGAAAACUUUAAGAAGGACAUGAGACCGUUUAACAGUGACACCAUACUUUCAGCCACAAUGGGGACAGUGUCUUUUUUCAUGGUGACAGACCUUGUCAAUGGUCUGUUUGUGUGUAGCACCACAGUUGUCUGGAAGAAGACCACACUCCAACUCCGUCCUCAAACCAAUGACGGCAUCCGCACAAGACAUGUGGUUCUUUUUGCUCCAGGCUUCCAGAUCACAGCUGACGUGCUCCAGACGGACGUCACAGAAUCUGUUGAAGAACUGGUCCUCUUUGAGGUUCUGUUGUUCUGCCGUCAUCAUCAACUCCAUGGUCUUCUGGUUCAUUGUCUGCUGACACGACACAACAGCUUCUGUGGGUUCCGCAAAACAGUCGAUGCCGUUGAGGUACACUUCAGGGUGAGCGCACAGAACUCCAACACCUUUGUCCAUAGACUCAAUGUCAAGGCCGAUGGCGCGGAGAAUCAUGGGAGAUUCAGGACAGUCGUCUCUCUUCUGUUUCAUGCAUGUCACGAGAGAGUCUUUGUUCUUGCAAUAAGUGUCAGCCUGAUCCGCUGUGGUCCCGAUGAUGGCGCCGCGGCCCAUGGUGGAGUUGGAGAGGAAGAGGGUGGGGUCAAGUAUAUAAAGUACCCGGGACUUCACUUGUUUUUCACAUUUCUCAAUCGGUACAUCAGCAUGUUUGGAAAAACAUUGUCUUGUUGUGUUGCCAUGGUUCUUGUUUCCAUGACAACGGCUCAAAGUCAACAAGGAAUGACCCCGUGUCAAAAUAACUUUGUUCAAAACCUCAACACAUGUGUUCAAAAUAGUCAGAUGAACUUUAAUAACUUUUUAUACUUAUUGUCAAACGGAACAAACGGACAAGCUCCCGCCAGUCCCGACACGUUCAGACAAGAUGCUUGUAGCAAGCAGGAGGCGUUGCUUCAGUGCGGUGUGGAGUUCAUGAGGACAUUGAUCAACUCUACUUCGUGUGCAGCAACUCAAACACAACAGGAUCAGAGACCCCUCAUCGACAGACAGUUCCGUUCCCUCUUCGGAUCUCUGGAUGAGAUGUGCGCACACCCAUGUCGCCGUACACUCACGGAGGAUCUACGUCAGUGUUAUGUUGACGCCAACCUUGACCCCACCCUCUUCCUCUCCAACUCCACCAUGGGCCGCGGCGCCAUUAUCGGGACCACAGCGGAUCAGGCUGACACUUUCUGUAAGAACAAAGACUCUCUCUUGACAUGCAUGAAACAGAAGAGAGACGAUUGUCCUGAAUCUCCCAUGAUUCUCCGCGCCAUCGGCCUUGACAUUGAGUCUAUGGACAAAGGUGUUGGAGUUCUGUGCGUUCACCCUGAAGUGUACCUCAACGGCAUCGACUGUUUCGCGGAACCCACAGAAGCUGUUGUGUCGUGUCAGCAGACAAUGAACCAGAAGACCAUGGAGUUGAUGAUGACGGCAGAACAACAGAACCUCAAAGAGGACCAGUUCUUCAACAGAUUCUGUGACGUCCGUCUGGAGCACGUCAGCUGUGAUCUGGAAGCCUGGAGCAAAAAGAACCACAAGUCUUGUGCGGAUGCCGUCAUUGGUUUGAGGACGGAGUUGGAGUGUGGUCUUCUUCCAGACAACUGUGGUUCAACGCAUAAACAGACCAUUGACAAGGUCUGUCACCAUGAAAACUUUAAGAAGGACAUAAGACCUUUUAACAGUGGCACCACAGCUUCAGCUACAAUUGGUACAUUUCUAAUUUGGAUAAUUCCAAAUGUGAUCCCAUUUCACUGACAUCAUGGUGACUUGAGAUGAAUCCUUUGCUUUUAGAAAGCAAAUCCAUAAUUUACUCAUAGACUUCAUGUGUUUAAAUAUAAUGAUUAUUUAGUAAAUUGUUUUAUGAAAUAUAUUUAUUAACACUUAUAUAUGGCUAUCAUGUCAUUUUUGUCAUCCGUCUUUACUGAAGGAUCAAGUGUUUUUUCUUUUACUGUUUUUGAGAGACUAUCAUACAACCGACCAUGGACUUUGUAUAAGCAAGCAAGGUCAAAGUGUAGUAUUAUAAGUUAAAUGACCUGAAUUUUGAAAAAAAGAUGAACAAAUGACAAACCGACAAAAGACAACAGAGGUGGAUAAAGAAACACAGAUAUUCAUUUUAACAUGUUUUGAAGAACUUAUGUUUUUUUAUGUUUCAAGUGGAGUUUAGCCUAUUUGUACAGUUCUGGGCAAACAAAAGUGGCAAGCUGUUACUUGGAGCGGUAAGAUCGAACUUUUGGGGAAACAAUACCGAAUUUUGUUGCGUUCGCAUCCCUAUUCGUUCAGAUUAGUAUCCUAGGGGUUUUCCAGGACAGUGCUCGUGGGUCUCAUACAUAUUGUAAACGUCCACGACAAGGGUCAUUUAGGGAAUUCCCCCCGCAUUAAUCUGGUACGUCACGAUAGAACUUGAGUACAGGUGAAGGCGAUGUUAAACCCAACACACUCACUAUCUGCAAUCCCUCCUUGGUAUGGCUUGAUAAUAGUACCUGGGGCUAGCCUUGCACAGAACAGAUUCGCUCACUCCAUCCACGACUCACGCGUAGUACCUGAUGAGGAUGCAUGUGCACGGGUAAGCGGCUCCAUCUGGAACCGCGUAUGGUCUACUUAAGAAAUAAACGACGAGUGGAAAUUGUUUAUCGUACAAUGUAGUGGUUUAUCCCCCCUGCAGUGUUAUAUUUCGUAUAUGAGACAUCAGCAUUAUGUAUAGUCUAUUCAAGGAUGUUAAACAAAUGUACAAGGUUUGAAACUGUUUACCCGUAUUUAAAUAAUGAUGUCUCCCCGAAUAAAAUUGGAUCUCGGCGAUGUCGGAGUUUCACGUUUCA
This is a messenger RNA of Haliotis rufescens (red abalone), 3767 nucleotides long. RefSeq lists its product as uncharacterized. The record is from RefSeq and is a predicted model, not a curated record. NCBI's taxonomy places the organism in Eukaryota, Metazoa, Mollusca, Gastropoda, Lepetellida, Haliotidae. The transcript is spliced from 3 exons. Bases 1 to 2706 code for a protein of 901 amino acids.